GUGGCAAGGACGAUGCCGACUACGGUAUCUCCAGUGAAUCCUUUAAACGGCACCUGCACCGCGCCGGUGGCCGACUUCUGGCGCGUGUUUACACCCUCUUCUUCCUGCACUCUGAGAUUGUCGGCCUGGAGCUUGCUGACCGUCUCUGUGAGGGAGAAGUUGAUCAUACCUCGUUUGCUCAACUGGCUGACAGUCUACCUCCGCUUAAAGGUAUCCUAC
This is a messenger RNA of Dibothriocephalus latus, 219 nucleotides long. Lineage: Eukaryota; Metazoa; Platyhelminthes; Cestoda; Diphyllobothriidea; Diphyllobothriidae. The record is from the annotation of a GenBank genome assembly.